This is a messenger RNA of Cetraspora pellucida, 576 nucleotides long. Lineage: Eukaryota; Fungi; Glomeromycota; Glomeromycetes; Diversisporales; Gigasporaceae. The record is from the annotation of a GenBank genome assembly.
AUGGGUCCUGAACAAACUUUAGGGUUCACCCCACUUCUGAAAAAACAAUCACCAUUACUUGAAACUUUUAAAGACCUAAUUAAGAAAUUCAAAACUAUAUUUGGUAACUUAGAAAAGUCCAGAACUGCAGCCAACAAAAUUCGAAAGCUCGUCCAAGGGACAAGACCAGCCUCAAGUUAUAUCUCUGAAUUUCGGCAAAUUGUAGGCAAUUUGGAUUGGGGCGAAACAGUGCUAAUCAAUCAAUUUCAUAGUGGGCUUCAUAGUGAUGUAAAGGAUUUGCUCCUUAUAGUCAAAGACCUAACCUUACUGAAUGACACUAUUUCAAAAGCUGUCAGAUGUGAUAACCGACUGUCAGCACCUUUUGAAGAAGACCCAAUGCAAAUUGAUACCAUAAGGAUCAAACCACUCUUAGCAGCUGAGAAAAGACAAUGUUAUACAAAUAACCUCUGUUUUUAUUGUAGUGACCCAGGUCAUAUUGUUAAAAAUUGCCUCAAAAAAUCUAACUUACCACCAAGAAUUAAUGCUAUCAUCUUCUCAGAAGAAUCAUCAGGAAAAGAACAGCCCCAGCUGCAGUAA